This is a messenger RNA of Ostreobium quekettii, 1429 nucleotides long. The record is from the annotation of a GenBank genome assembly. Lineage: Eukaryota; Viridiplantae; Chlorophyta; Ulvophyceae; Bryopsidales; Ostreobiaceae.
AUGCUGAUGGAGCAACUGAGCAGCGCGGCAUUCAGCAGCGUCCUGGAGGUGACGCACCUGGACGAGUGCGUGGCCUACUUCGACGACAUCUUUCCAAAGGACUGCACCCCAGACAAGCUGGCCACUGCCGACGUGAAGGCCUGCUGCAGGGCGGGGAGAUACUUUGUGGAUGACGGGAGCUGCCUCUGCGAGCUGCAGGUUGGGUCCCAGUGGAUGCAAAGUGUCCCUGCCCUUUGGAUAGGUGCCAAAGAAGUGCGGUUCAUCGCUAUCGCUCGCGGCAUGUUGGCGGAAGGCUCUGAAGGCCUCGUCACGAUGGCGGGAUUCUGUGGCAUCGCGUUCCCCAUCCCCGAUGAUCCUGUGCACUUCAUUGAGGACCCAAGCAGCGUGGCCGAGUGCCAGCCCUUCCAGGCCGACAACAUCAACGGCAAGCUGGCGCCCGAGUUCCUAGGGCUGUCGGAGCAGGAGCUCGAGCAAACCUCCCCAGAGGACCUGCCCACGUUCGGCGACCUGUAUGAGGCGCCCAGGCCCGGGCCUUUCUAUGUCAACUACGGAAUAAUCGACGUCCCCCGGCCCAAGCCGUCCAUUUUAAUUAACGACAAGUCCAACGAGAUGGACUUCAAGGCGCUGGUGGUGUACCCGGUGGACACAGAUCCGCUGACCGCAACCUCGCAGGGGUUUGAGAGGCAGGAGGACCAGCCUCUGUCCUCCCGGGGCCCCUUCCCCGUGCUGGCGUUCUCCCCGGGGUUCGAGGUGUCCCCAAAUCAACACUUCAGGACGUUCCACCACUUAGCAUCACACGGGAUUAUUGUAAUCUCUCAAUACUCCACCGAGGGCAUAGUGACGGACUUCUCAAGGGAGACGUCCCUGGCUUGGAUGGACGACAUUGUGUACAGCCUCAAGCACAUGGUGCAGCUGGGGUCUGAGUCUGGGUCCUGGGCAGAAGGCGGGGUGGAUGUUGAGAGGCUGGCUGUGGGCGGGCACUCCAUGGGAGGCGGCCUGAGCAUGCUGGCCACCGUCAUGGCCAAGGAAGAGUAUGACUUGGGUGUAAAAGUGUCCAUGCACGUCGCCCCGGCCUGCAGGUUCAGGGGGCGGGAGUGCGAGUUUGCAACGGAGGGCGCAUCGCGGCUGCAGGGCGUGGACGUGCUGUUCAUAGGGGGCGACAUGGACAACGUGGAGAAGCUGUCGUACGCGCAGUUCUUUCAGUCGCAGCUUCCACAGGGGACAGAGUCGGAGCUCGUGGUGCUGGAGGGUGCGACGCACUGCCUGUGGGAGGACGACCCCGUGAGGUGGAAGAGCGUGCUGGAGUGCGGCAAGGGGACCAAGUCGCCCUUUGAAGCGAUCAGGGAGAUGCAGGACGCCAUGCUGGAGUUCCUCGGGGCCAAGGGGUUCGUCGGAGGCGCCCAGGAGGAGCGACGCGGGGCGGAGCAAG